Messenger RNA from Xylona heveae TC161, 2981 nucleotides. RefSeq names its product Adaptor protein complex beta subunit. Gene Ontology annotation, cellular component: membrane coat. The record is from RefSeq and is a predicted model, not a curated record. The transcript has 6 exons. The coding region runs from base 289 to 2703 and encodes 804 amino acids. Gene Ontology annotation, molecular function: clathrin binding. Gene Ontology annotation, biological process: intracellular protein transport; vesicle-mediated transport. NCBI's taxonomy places the organism in Eukaryota, Fungi, Ascomycota, Xylonomycetes, Xylonales, Xylonaceae.
GCUGACGUUCCUAUCAAGCAUGAGACCCUAACCGCUGUCGAAUCCCGCAUUUCACGAUACUCCAUGUGACCGGCCCCCCCUACUAUACCCCACCCUCCUGGUCUUUUCGACAUCAUCAGAGAGCAUCAGUGCCUAUUUUGAAACCGUCCGCAGUAGACAACCCCCCCUGCGGCGUCUAAUACCCCGCGACUCACUGUCGUCUCGGACGCCACAUCCUAGUCGGAGGGCUGGUGUCGCCAUUAAGACUACAAUCGACAGGUUCAGCCCCAUCGGCCCGGUACCGGCUUCAUGAUGAGCGUUGCCGGAGGAGAUGCGAAGCUCUUUGCCAGAGGCAAAGUAGCAGAGCUCCGCGCGGAGCUCAACAGCGGUGGGAAAAAGGACAAGAACCACUCGGCGAAGAAGAUUGCGUUGAAACGCAUCGUUGCGAACAUGACAAUGAGCAAUAAUGACAUGGUUGCGCUCUUUCCGGAUAUUGUCGGCUGCAUGCAAAUACCCAGUCUGGAGAUUAAGAAGAUGUGCUUUUUGUUCUUGGUCAAUUAUGCUCGUUUGAAGCCUGACGUGGCGAUGCAGGCUCUGCCCAUUCUCGUUGCAGAUAUGGACGACGUCAACCCGCUCGUACGUGCACUUGCACUUAGAACAAUGUCGUAUAUUCACGUGCGGGAGUUCGUCGAGGCCACAAUGAGUCCCCUAAAGAAAUUACUCAAAGAUCCAGAUCCCUAUGUGCGGAAAACGGCGUGUUUUACUGUCGCAAAAAUUUACGACCAUGACCGGGUGCUGGUAGAGGGAUCUGAUGUGAUUGAUCGGCUCAACUUGAUGCUGCGGGAUGGAAAUCCCACAGUCGUGGCAAGCGCCCUAGCGGCUUUGAUGGACAUCUGGGAGAGGAGCGACACCAUCAAGCUCACUCUAGACUAUACAAGCGCGUCUAAAGUGACUCAGAUUUUGCCAGAUUGUUCAGAGUGGGGUCAAACAUAUAUUCUUGAAGCCCUGAUGUCUUACGUUCCGCAAGACACGGCUGACGCUACGCUCCUCGCUGAACGUAUUUCUCCUCGUCUCUCUCAUUCCAACUCUUCUGUCGUCCUGACUUGCAUCCGCGUCAUCCUCUAUCUCAUGAACUACAUUUCGGACCCGAAACAGAUUCAGUCACUUUGUCGAAAGCUCUCGCCACCGCUAGUGACUCUGCUUGCCAAAGGGCCCGAAGUGCAGUAUUUGGCCCUUCGAAAUGCUCUGCUGAUCCUCCAGCGAUGGCCGGAGGUGCUGCGGAACGAUGUCCGUGUCUUUUUCUGCAAAUACAAUGACCCCAUCUAUGUCAAGGUGACAAAGUUGGAGCUCAUCUUCAUGUUGGCAACAGAGCAAAACAUUAACGAAGUCUUGACCGAAUUGAGAGAAUAUGCAACGGAAAUUGACGUCCAUUUUGUCCGCAAGUCUGUCCGUGCCAUUGGCAAGUUAGCCAUCAAAAUUGAGCCGGCUGCACGGCUCUGCAUCAACACUCUCCUGGAACUCGUCGCCACCAAAGUCUCCUACAUUGUACAAGAAGCCACGGUCGUCAUCAAGAACAUUUUCCGCAAAUACCCCAAUCAAUACGAAUCCAUCAUCUCCACGCUAUGCGAGAACCUCGACUCGCUCGAUGAACCCGAAGCCAAAGCGGCCAUGAUAUGGGUCAUUGGCCAAUACGCGCACCGGAUCGACAACUCGGACGUUCUCCUCGACGAUUUCCUCUACUCAUUUGCCGACGAGACCGUCGAGGUUCAACUCGCCCUGCUCACCGCCACCGUCAAACUCUUUAUCCAACGCCCUACCAAAGGCCAACAACUCGUUCCCAAAGUGCUCAAAUGGGCCACCGAAGAGACCGACAACCCAGACCUGCGCGACCGCGGCUUCAUGUACUGGCGCCUUUUAUCUUCGGAUCCCAACACGGCCAAACAAGUCGUGCUAGGAGAAAAACCCCCUAUCACCGCUGAAUCCGAAAAGCUCGACCCCGCAACUCUCGAAGAACUCUGUCUCAACGUCGGCACCCUUGCCACCGUCUACCUCAAACCAGUCCACCAAGUCUUCCGCUCAGCCCGGCCUCGCCGCGUCCAACACAGUCCCGCACUCCAAUUCCAGCGUCUGCCCACUUUCAUCGAGUCCCAGCAAAACUUGCACAAGAACCUGCCAGACAUGAUGCCCAUCACCAACGCGGCGUCCUCGCUCGGAGCAAACCCUGCUGCCUCCGCUACCACAGCCGCUCAGCUCCUCAGUCCCACCACCGCAUCCACCGCCAUGCCUAUUCCCGGCACUUCGGCCGCCUACCAAAACGGUCAAUUGGCCACUUCUCCUUCUUCCUCGGCAGCCCAAGCCCAGCAACAGCGCGCGAAUCUCGCAGCAGCCGUUGACGCCGCAGACCUCUAUUUCGCCGGCGUCGGCUCCUCCCAAAUGGCCGCCAUGGGCAUCGUCGCCAACGACGGUUUCGGUUCCCCGCCCCCCGUGCUCGGCGGAGCGGCUGGCAUGUUCGCUAGUAGUCCGAUGGGAGGAGCAGCAGGAGGAGUUGCCGGUGGUGGUGCCGGUUUCAAUGGCGGCGGUUACGUCGGUAAUAGCCCAAUGAUGGGCAUGGCUGGAGGCGCCGCCGCACCAAGUAGUCCUAUUGGCCCUGGGCAUAGUAAUAGUAGUCCUGGUGCACCGGGCACUACUAUUGCGCCUGCGAAUGGGGAUUUAUUGUCCCUUUAGUUUCAUUGUGCUUCUUUUCUUUUCUUUCUUUUUUAUUUUUUGUUCCUUUUCUCCCUUUGCCCUUCUCUGAACCCAUUUUUAAAUUCUUUAACUUUUAACUUUUAGCCUAUAUAUCUAUUUUAUAUAUUAAUUCUCAUCUUUUUUAUUUUUACUUUUAUUUUUUUUACCUUCUCACAUUCCUUUGUUGGCCUUUCUGAUUCUCACAAGUAUCUUUGCCUUUAUGCUCACAAAUUCUUGUCAUGUCCGGUUCAAGAAAUUUUUUUUUUUUUUUUUUUUUU